CGGAAGAGCCGAUGGGUCUCUGGGCCCGGAGGGGGUGUGGCCUAGGUACGGCGGCCGCGCUGGGCCUGGCUAGUUUGCCGUUCGGUAAAGGUGCCGGGAGCCGGGAUGGGGAGCGAACAGCUCGGCGCUGCUGGGCUCGGCGCGGCGCCCGAGGGCGGCCCCUUCUUCACCCUGGCGGAGGUGGCGAAGCACAACUCGAGCCGCGAGGCCUGGCUGGUGAUCCACGGGCGCGUGUACGACGUCGGCCGCUUCCUGGACGAGCAUCCAGGUGGAGAGGAGGUUUUGCUCGAACAGGCUGGUAGGGAUGCCACAGAGAGCUUUGAAGAUGUUGGGCACUCCACAGAUGCCAGGGAAAUGCUCAAAGAGUACCUCAUAGGAGAGGUUCACCCGUGCGAUCGUAAAAACGAAGGCUCUAAGGAUCCAAACACGACAUCCUCAAGCCAGUCAAGUUUCUGGUCAACAUGGCUAAUCCCCAUCUUCGGCGCACUGGUCAUAGGCUUAAUGUACCGAUAUUACAUGUUGGAUGGGAAAUCUUCUUGAUCUGGCCUCGCUGGAACCUUGAGAAGCAUGAGAGCACACGCAUGCGAGCAAGAGCUCUGGGGUUUUGGGUUUCUUAAACCUUGCGUAUUUUGUUCUUAGCUUUGAGUCUGUCUAGCAAUAGUGGUGUCUGCAAAGCCAAGCUACUGUUAGAGAGUGUCUGUCCAGACUCUGGGAUCCACUGCCCUGUCUCGCAUUCUCUUCAGAGUCUUGUAUGUGCGUUGGGGCAGGGGGUGAGGUGCAGUGUCCUAAUAUUCCAUUCUAUGUCUAGUCUGUCUCGCUGUAAUGAUCAAUCAUGGGUAACGUUUCUUUUAACACCUUUUUGUUAAUCCCAGCAAUGUGGAACAGCUGCUAGCGUGUGAGCCUUUGAAAGGCCUUUCUCUUUCAUGUGAGUGAGCAUUGUCAAAGAAACUGCAAGCUGUCUACAAUCCCAUCCAGCAGAAGUGUUCUGAGCCUGAGCAGAACAGCUUUCCCGGUGCACCCAGGCAACACUAACAGGAGCAGCAGGAAAUUGCUAGCUCUUGUUGUCUCUUCAUAUAUGUGGCUGUUUUUAAAUGGUUAAGCAAAUAUAUAUAUUUUAAAAUUGAUCCAUUUCACUUUGUAAUAUUUGUCUGUCCUGUAAAAUGAGAGCUCACAGCUGUUGUACUUGGGACCCCAGCUCCAUAGGAACUGAUAGCUGGCUUCUUGGAACAGUCUCUUCUCUCCAUCUUGACACACAUUCUUGGGUUAAAACACAUUCCUAUUUAAAACAUGAGGAUGGGCUGGACAAAAACUAUCCCUUCCCUUGUACUGCCUGGGUUCCUGGGGUGGGCUAGCAGGAAGAGUAGCCGUUAGAACUCCCUGCUUGGGAUCGGUGUAUGAUAUUCUGGUUUUCUCUUGGGACUGGAGUGUGGAUGGUCCUGUUUUCCUGUGUCUAUUCCAGAAGUUACCCUCUGCUGCCAGCCCAAACAGGGAAGAGAGGCAGCACAAAGCAUGCUUUACGCAUCAUAAGGCAUUGAUCUUUCCUAUCUCUUCCAGGAGUGUAGUCCUAUGGCUCUACAAUCUGGGGUAACUGCAGUGAGAAAUACAAUACAACACCAGGUAGAAAAGAGGAAUUAGUGUUCUGGUUCCUACCAUCCCUCUGUGAUUUUUAAUGUUUCUAACUUGCUCUGAGACUCUUUCCCAAUUGGGGGCAUAUUGGCAAUGAGGAGAGCACUGGAGCAGAGCUUGUCAUUGGAUAGUAGAUAAGGAAUGCCCUCCUUUCUUUAUUGCUUCUCUUUUUACUGCAUGCUUCUGUCCUGUAUAUGAGAACACUAUCUGGAAGGAGUUUUUUUUUUUUUUUUUUUUUUAAGCUGCUUGUUAUUCCCCACUUCCAUGCAGCCAGUGUGCUCCCCAAAGUUGCUGUUUAGUUGAGUCUUUGAAUUCUGGGAAUUGCAGGCUUGUUUUUUCAAUGUAAAAAGCCAUUAAGUCUCUCUUGAUAGGAAAGAAUGACUAUUCAAAUGGCCUUAACUCCCCUCCAACAUGCGGGAUCCUGUCACUACCACCGCCAUGUCACUCACGUGGCUUAGCACUAAUUAGCAGGCUUUUGGGGCUGCUGCCUCUGAGUCAUCUUCCAUAUCAGGAUUCCUUAGAACGGAAGUAUUAAAAGGCCCAUCUCUUUUUGGUGCAGGACUCCCCUCCUCUGCUGUGGAUUAUGUUCUGUCUUCUAUUGUGAACUGCGGGAGGUAGAAAGGUACCAUCCAUAGUGUGGGGAAUCCUUGCGUUACGGUGUGGUGCUGAGAACUGCUAAAACAGUUUUUAGCCUUUCCAUCCAUUACAAGCUGUCCUUGGUCUGCUGCUACAGGGGAAGGGACUGAACCCAAGGUUAACUUUAACAGUUCAUCAGGUGUGUGUGUGUGUGGGGGGGGUCCAGUUGUACGAGGGGUAUACAUUUGAGCCAAGCACAAUCCAUUGGGAAAGAUCUUGCAAAUAUCCAUGAUUUUAAAAAUAUUUAAAAAGGAUAUAUUGGGUAGGGUUACCAUACUUAACAAAUAAAAAAAGAGGACCCUCCACGGGGUCCUGGCCCCGCCCAUUUCCCAC
Trachemys scripta elegans is the source of this 2595-nucleotide messenger RNA. Its product is annotated as cytochrome b5. Gene Ontology annotation, molecular function: heme binding. The record is from RefSeq and is a predicted model, not a curated record. The coding region runs from base 106 to 540 and encodes 144 amino acids. Gene Ontology annotation, cellular component: mitochondrial outer membrane; intracellular membrane-bounded organelle. NCBI's taxonomy places the organism in Eukaryota, Metazoa, Chordata, Testudines, Emydidae. The transcript has 5 exons.